AAAGUUUCUUAUGUUCUAAGAAAAAUAUCGUCAACAUCCUCAAGCUCAGUGCUCCUGGCGUCACGACAAGAUGAAGACGUCAUUGCUCGCUCUGAUUAAUGUUGUGUUCUAUGUUCGCAGUGCCGAGAUUGUUGCACCAGCGGCGUGUUCCCUCCAUCUGCAGACUGACGAACCACCAGUCACAGUCGCCUUCCGCCUUGGUGAUGAAUAUUCCAUCAACUUUAGUGUCAGCGGCUCUGGUGCGGACUUCAUGAUAAACAAAACCGAGAAUGCUCUCCGGACCUUUUCUGUGUCUCAAAACAGAACAAUUUAUGAGGCAUCGAUUUCUAAAAGUUGUUCAGGAGAAUGUACAUAUCUGAACUUCUCGGCCAAUAUACAUGCCUUAACAACUGAAAUAUGGUGUAAAGAAUGGAAGUUUGUUAUUCCUAUUUUCAUCGGGAAUAAAUCGGACGAAAAUAUAACUUUGACAUGGCAACACGUGACGGGAGAAGCGGAGCUGUGUGAAGGGUACGAACAGUAUGAUCCUGGACAAUGUCUAUAUCUGAAACCCAUAUAUUUCCCAGUGACAGCCAUGGUGACCGGCCUGAUCUACGUAGUGAUGACAAUGGUUCUGAGUGUGUUGUUGUACCUAGGGGACCAUAAGUAUGGCUGGCGCUGUAGGCUGGAGAGUUGAACUGUAGCAGUCAGCAGUCAGCAGACCACAGUUUUCAGAUUCGGGAGAUCUGCGGUUGCUGCUACUGUUACUUGAGUUGUAGCAACUGCUGCCUCUGUUGCUGCUUUUGCUACAACCCUUCUACUCUUGCUUUUGCUGCUGUGCUGUUGGUACUCUGGUUAUUGCUACAACUGCUUCUUUUGCUGCUACUCUUGCGCAACCGCUCACGUCAAGAUCCUUCAAGCAGAGGGCGAAAGAGACCAUAGUGGUCUCAAAUUUCCCAGCUCGUCGUCUUUGGGUCCACAAGGUUUACGUCAAAUACUUAAUCAAAUCUACACAAUUUUUUUACUUUCAGCUCACUUGAUCAUCUUCGAAGCUCUGACUCGAAAGAUGCUUUAUUCACCUUCAGUUUAUCGUGUAUUUAACUUGGAAAUAAAAGUAUUAUUAAAA
This is a messenger RNA of Procambarus clarkii (red swamp crayfish), 1102 nucleotides long. Lineage: Eukaryota; Metazoa; Arthropoda; Malacostraca; Decapoda; Cambaridae. The record is from RefSeq and is a predicted model, not a curated record.